This is a messenger RNA of Brassica rapa (field mustard), 3770 nucleotides long. Its product is annotated as transcription factor LAF1. The record is from RefSeq and is a predicted model, not a curated record. Lineage: Eukaryota; Viridiplantae; Streptophyta; Magnoliopsida; Brassicales; Brassicaceae.
UAUAUACAUAUCCAAACUAUUAUUUUAUGUUUUAAAAAAUAUUUAGAAAAUAUUAAACUUUAGUUUCUAUAUUUUUAUUUUCAUAGCUAAUAUAUUAUUAUAUAAUAAAAUUAAUUUAUUUAUUAACCCAAGAUUCAUCCGCGGUCGACCCAGUGACCCAUUGACUCGGUAAGUCCUUUUAACAUAAUGAGAAAAAAGGUUUUUGGAUAAGCUUUAAGAAGUAAGAACAUGCUAACGUUUAUUAUGGUUGUUAAUGUCAACAUUGUCACAUUAAAAGAUACAAAAGCUGGCAAUACCACUCCGAGGUUGACUUAAAUAAUAAUCAAACUUAUUUUAAGUUUUUGACAAUAUUUACGAUGAUGCUGGUGAAUUUUUCUGAUCACUUAAUAAAAAAUUUGAAUUUUCUAUUUUUUAUAACUUAUAGUAUGUCGCCCUUAUUUAUUAGCUAUUGAUAAUAUAAUAAGUUUGAAACACUCAUAUACUGAAGCCGAUGAAUUUUUCGAUGGAGGAUUAUCUACACCGAAUUCUAUAGAAAAAUGAUGUAUCUUUCAAUUACUAAUUGCUUAAGAUAUUUAUUAUAUAUUUAUUUAAAAAAUGAAGAUGAUCGCAUUAAAUCUAACUGAUUGUAUCAGGUAAGAUAUCAAGUUUUUUACAUAAAGUUUGCAAUAAUCGAUAUAUAUUCCAACUGCAAUCUAUCACCGAAAGAAAGAAAAAUGAAAAUCAGUUUAAUCGAACAAACCAAAAUAAAUACAGCUUCCGAAUAGUUGUUAUAUUUUAAAAGAGUUAAAUCUAAAAAAAUCCAACCUAAAACCAAAUCGAUGUCCACACUAAACAGAUUUAAUAUCUUCUUAUCUUAUAAAUAUUAAAAUUAAUAAUUUUAUUCCGCGCAAGGCGCGGGUUAUCACCUAGUACACAUAUUAUAUAUGUCAUCUUGUUAGCCUAAUCACACCCCAUUGUUACAGAAAAAAAUCAAGUCGCUUAAGUUAAUGUUAAACCAAUAAUUUAUUUCCGGUCGAUAAAAUGCGCGGAUCCUAUUGAAUUUGAGUUUGUAUGGGUGACACAAGAACAAAACUAAUAUAAAUUGCUAUUAUACUAAACGUCAUUGUCAAACCAUAUUUUAUUAAUUUAAUAACUUUGUAAUUCAAACAAGUAUCUAUAUUAUAACUGGAAUAUAAAGAAGUUUAAUAAAAAAAAGAAAUAUAAAGAAGAAAAACAAAAGCCAGUUCACCAAUAGAUUAUGUUUGUUUUUAAUAUCUUACAAGAGUUUUUAUAGAGGAAGGCAAGUAUGUGUUAGUUAAAGAUUGCAAAGUCUUCUUCAACUCUAUCCUUGAGAAAAAUAAUACAGCAAACAGUUGAAUUAGAAUAUUUCUGUGCAUAACCAAUAAGAGUAGUUCAAAGUUUCUUUUCUAAUUGAAUUGAAUGUUAAAAAUUACUCAAAUCAAAGCUUUCGGUUUACACCCAAUGCAAAAUAUAGAAGAAUGUUAAAAUAAAGAAUGUAUAUCAACUGCAUUAGUUGGUUGGACUUGUAGCCUGUUUCUAACUCCGUUAUCAAUGUGUUUGAUCAAUCUUAUUGUCGUAGAUGGAUUUUCUCCAUGUCUGUGGUGGUUCCUUUCCCUCCAGAUGGUAUACGCUAUGGGCUAAAACACGUAUUGUAAAAUAAAAACAAUAUCUUAGAACGUGUUGAGUCUUGUUCCGAUAUGAGAGAAAUAUAAGGAUGUACUGCCAGUGUGUCGUGAAAUGCUCGUUAAAUAUCUCGUUUGUCAAAUUUUACCAGACUUGAAUAGAGAAACUGCGUUAUAAGAUAGGUUUUUCCUUUCUAAUUGAUCUCUGCAUGGUGUUGGUCAAUUACUGAAAUGUCAACUAAUGCAUGUUAAGAAAACUGAUCGACUAGUUGCGACUCGUUUUAUAAACAGUCUCAAUUUCAUGAAAAUCAAUAGAUUUAAUCACUAGACCACUUAAUCAUCGGAUCCGCGUCUAAUUAUCUUGUAGAUAUGUUAAUCCAUUACGUACAUCUACUGAUACUUACUAUGAUAUCGGGUACUUUUGAAAACAUCUAAAGAUACUUUCUGUAACAAUCAAUAUAGUUAUGCAUUUGUUAUGGUAUCAUUCAAAUUAGACAAGCCAUGUCGUCUCAUGAUUAACAAUAAGUAUUUUUCGUGAAAAACAAACAAUAAGUUAAACAAAAGAAAUUCCAGAGGCUAAUCAAGUUAUUAAUCAAUUGCAAGCAUUUUAUUUUUCGGAUAUGAAAAAUUAAUUAGAAGCAAAUAAAUAACCCCACCAGCUACCCUAACGUAAUUUGAAAAGGCAGGCAAAAGAAAGACAAGUAUAUGAAGUUUGUCUGAUUUGGCAGAAACAACAAUUUGUAUACACACAUUUUAUUUUAUUUUAUUUACAAUACAUUGUCGUAUUGAAAAUUAUGACACUGGAAUUCAAAGGGUUUGGCUCCACCUAAUAAAAAUUAGGUGCGGUGUUUCAAAUGCUAGAUAUCAUCUAUAAAAUAUUUGAUUUCAGAAAAAUAUAUAUAUAUAUAUAUAUAUAUAUAUAUAUAUAUUUCUUUUCGUGUUGAACAAGCCCUCUAUCAUAUGAAUAGUUCUACAAUGAAUCAGAUGAUUAACAAAAAAUAAUUAUGACUUAGAUGACUCUUUUUUUUAUUGUCUUAAAAAGAAACGUAUCCUCAAAGCUGCCUAUAUAUUUCCCCCGCUUCGAAGCACGUAUCUGUGUCAAAGAUUGUCAUCUCCAAUCUACAUAUAUUUUAUAUAUCCUUUCAGUAUCAUAUACGUAUUCUUUUUGAUAGCUAAUAUAUACAUAUAUUCAAUUAAAUAACUUAUAAAAUAUGGUGUGUAAAUCAGAGACAUCAAACAGGAAAUUGAAAUCUAAGGAGAAGCAACGGAAAGGAUUAUGGUCACCGGAAGAAGACGAGAAGCUUAGGAGUUAUGUGCUCAAAUGUGGCCAUGUAUGCUGGAGCACUAUUCCUAUUCAAGCUGGAUUGCAGCGGAAUGGGAAGAGUUGUAGACUAAGGUGGGUUAAUUAUUUAAGACCUGGACUUAAGAAGAGUGCGUUCACUAAAGAAGAAGAAACCACACUUCUCUCACUCCAUUCUAUAUUGGGUAACAAAUGGGCUCAUAUAUCAAAAUAUUUACCUGGAAGAACCGACAACGAGAUAAAAAACUAUUGGCAUUCUUAUCUGAAGAAGAGUGUACCAUCCACAAAACAUGAAAGCACAAGAACUCCUCAAACACAUUCAAUCACAAACUCAGUUAAGACCUUGGAAAGUACAACCGGGAGGUCUUCUUCCUUCAUCAAUGUCGGUGAAUCAUUUAGUGCAAAACUAUCUAACUUUUCGCCAAGUGUCGUGUUCUCGGAAUGGUUAGAUCACAGUUUGGUCAUGGAUCAACUACCUCAAACACAUAGUUAUGUUCAAGACCAUAUUGUACCGGAAGAGAGAGGACUGGCUGGAACAUUUGGCCAGCGUCUUUACGAAAACAGCAACUCUAUGGUUGACUACAUACCAAACUCGGAUUUUUUACUGGGGGAUGAGAUUGAGUUCUGUACUUCAUUUUCGGACAGCUUUUUGAUCGACGCACUCGCAAGUGAACAACGGUCGAUGUAAAUGUGAAGAAGAUGUCCGAGGUGCGAAGAGUCGAGUGUUUAAUUUACGCGCGAAUAAAAGAGUACAUAGUUUAAAGUAGACUUCGCUAAGUUGUACUAUUUAUUAUUGACAUUCUAAUUUGAUGUAAAUAACUUCUAUAAAAAUCCUUUUUUCUAUUGAA